AUGGCAAAAACAGCUUUGUAUAUACUUUUGGCUACCACAGCUGUGUCCGCCGUACAAGUUGGAAUUGCACCUUCAGUGGCUACAAGUUACAUAUACAGAAACGACAACAAUGGGCCAGCUAGCUACGUCCAAUUGGGACCACAGGCACCUUACCAUCCAGCUCAUGGUGCAUUUGCCGCACCUUUACCUUUGGCUCAACCCAUCAAAGCAUUCGAAGCAUACAACCUUCAUCCGGUCCCUCUGCCGUACGUGGCUGCCAAGCCUAUAGUUGUUGAAGACGCCGAAGAAGACGAUGAAGAUGACAGUGAUGAAUCUUCAGAAGAAUACCUUGACGGAGGAGAUCAUUUGGAAGGUCUGAGCCAUGGAGGUCACGGUCAUAGUUUUACCAAAGGCGGUGGUAGUGACUACGGUGAACAACAUCAUUCUGCCCACGGAGAAAAGGGCGGUAAGGGAUACAAAGUUCAAGAUCACCAUGCUAAAGGUGAAUCGGGACAUUACGGCAAGGAGCAUCACGAAGGUCACUACGACGAAGCUAAAGGUGGCAAGAAAGGACAUCAUGAUGAAGGUGCUGUCCAUGGUAAACACUAUGAGUCUGGUGAAAACUACAAGGGCGGUGACCAUGGGCAUAAACAACACUUCAGCAAAGGAGAAGAUAUUACUGGUUACCACAAGGUGUUCCACAAGGAUGAGUUCAAGAAAGAUCACGACUUUUAUGACGUUGCCGAUAACAGUGGACACUACAACAAGCAUGCCUCUGAGAAAGGACACCAUGGAUCUGAGAAAGGUGGUCACAAAGAAGGAGGCCAUCAAGAUUCAGCUUUCGAUAAGGGUGGUUUUGGGAAAGCUGGAUUUCAUGCUAAGGGACAUAUUGAUGAUAAGAAACAUGGUCAUUCUGCUGAGGCAGGUAAUGAAGUUCAUUACCACGAAGAAGGCGAGCAUGGGAAGAAGGGUGGCAGUUCCCAUGAAAAGGAAUAUGAAUUCGCCGAAGAUGAUGAUGAUGAUUACGAAGACGAAGACCACGAAUAA
Molecule: messenger RNA, 1026 nt
Organism: Arctia plantaginis
Lineage: Eukaryota; Metazoa; Arthropoda; Insecta; Lepidoptera; Erebidae
Source: the annotation of a GenBank genome assembly